AUGGCCAUCGAGGCGGACGCGGCGGCGGCGACAGCGGCGGGCUCGGUUUCUGAGGCGGCGCCCAUGUCCCCGGCCGCUGAGGCGGCGGCGGGCCCGGCGCGCCCGCGCGGGUGGCUGAGGAAGCUCAUCCCGAGAGACUACCACCUGCCCCGGAGCAGCCGGCGCUGGAGGCUGGCCGCCCCGUCCGCCGCCGGCGCGUCCAGGCUCGCCUCGUCCCUGUCUCGCUCCCUCAGGUGGAAGCGCCUCCCGGGGCUCUCCUCCCUCACCCUGCGCAGCGGCUCCGCGGCGGCCGUCGUCGACGCCGUCGCGUUCCGCGUCAUGUACGUCGUCGAGGCCGUCGUGCUGGGCCUCGCGCUCUCCUGCUUCUUCCUCUGCUGCGGCUGCCACCUCUGA
Molecule: messenger RNA, 393 nt
Organism: Miscanthus lutarioriparius
Lineage: Eukaryota; Viridiplantae; Streptophyta; Magnoliopsida; Poales; Poaceae
Source: the annotation of a GenBank genome assembly